AUGCCCCACGAGUUUCGGGGACGCCUGAACCGUGUGGUGCGAGGAUUGCGGCUCAGGUUGACUAAUGGUCCCCUGAGACCUGCGAGGAAUGCAGCUCGGAUGGACUUGGUGUCUCCAAGACCUGCGAUGAUUGCGGUUCAGAUUGAAGUGUUAUCUCUGAGACCUGCGAGGAAUGCGGCUCGGUUAACUUUAUGUUUCCGAGACAUGCGAAGAUGGAAUUGA
Messenger RNA from Prunus armeniaca (apricot), 222 nucleotides. The record is from the annotation of a GenBank genome assembly. NCBI's taxonomy places the organism in Eukaryota, Viridiplantae, Streptophyta, Magnoliopsida, Rosales, Rosaceae.